AUCGUUAAGACAAUUUUCAUACUUGCAAGUGUCCUUCAAGCAAGCAUCAUCUCAACACUUUGUUAAUGUGUUCAGAAGAAGUAAGUUGACCACAGAAGUAAAAUACAGAUUUGAAACUUGUUUUAUAAAUUUCAAGAUAACCACAAUGGAUUACUUAAUAACAGUCAAGACCGGUGAUCGACUUUUUGCUGGAACAGACUCUACAGUUUCUAUCAAACUUAUUGGUAGGAAUGGUAAGGAAACUCGUUAUUUUGAGUUGGACAAGCUUCUUGCAAAUGAUUUCGAAGCAGGCGAUGAAGAAGAAUAUGAAGAAAACGGAGAAGAUGUUGGUGAAAUUGUAAUGGUUUCCUUGCAUCUUGGAGGGUUGAAGAUACUAUCUGAUUGGUUUUUAGAAAAAAUUACAAUAGAAGCAAAAUGUAGUUAUCGGAGAGAAAAGUAUGUUUUUCCUUGUUAUCGAUGGAUAGAAGAAGAUUUUGUGGUUUAUGAAGGAGCUGCCAUUUUGCCCAAUUCUCCUGACAAUGUCGAAGUGCUCAAACAGCAACGAAAAGUAGAGGUUCAGAAAAACAGGAUUAUUUACAAUUGGGGAUAUAAUCCUGAUUAUAUAAAAGAUCUACCGGGAUUUGUUGCCGUAAAAGACGAAAGUCCAAAAAAUUUGCCUUUAGACGUGCGGUUCACUGGUAAAGAUUCUCUUUCCUUGUUCUCCGUUGCUUUGGAAGAUUUUCAAAUUCGGGGCUUUGCAUAUUUGUUUGAAGUUUUUGAGGCGUGGGACUCGUUAGAAGACUAUAAAGAAAUUAUAACUUCUGCAAUUGACAGUGGUCUUCCUAUUGCAGCUGAGCAUUGGAAAGAUGACGUUUGGUUUGGAGCACAAUUUCUAAACGGCUCUAAUCCAGAAGUUAUAGAAAAAUGUCAUGAGCUUCCUAAAAACUUUCCUGUGGAGAGUAGAAAGGUUGAGAAAUUAUUGGAUCGUGGAUAUACACUGGAGGAAGCCAUAAAGGAGGGGCUUAUCUAUAUUGUUGAUUACAAGAUUCUUGAGGAUAUUCCAACGAUGGACAAACCUGGUGAAAAGCGCUACCUGACAGCACCAUUAGGCUUAUUUUAUCUUAGAAAGAAUGACGACUUGGUACCCAUUGCUAUCCAGUUGAAUCAACAGAUUUCCAACAGCAAUCCAAUAUGGUAUCCCUCAGAAGAUACUCAAUGGGAUUGGUUAAUGGCAAAAUUGUGGCUUCGUUGUGCUGAUACACAAUAUCAUCAAAUGAUAUCUCAUUUGUUACGUUGUCAUUUAAUGAUGGAGGCACCAGCUGUUUCAGCGUGGAGAAAUCUCCCAUCAGUUCAUCCCGUGUGGAAAUUGUUGUAUCCUCACACAAAAGGAAUCAUGGCAAUCAACACACUGGGACGUAAGUCACUGAUUUCUGAAGGUGGUCUUGCAGAUAAAGUGCUUAGUAUUGGUGGUGGUGGUCAUAUUAAGUUGAUGCAAAAAUACUACAGAAGCUUGACCUUUGACAGUUUUGAUUUGGAAAAAGUUUUCGAGAAAAGAGGUGUGAAGGAUCUUCGAAAAUUUUACUACAGAGAAGAUGCCACGAGCCUGUGGAAUGCCAUUAAAAUGUUUGUUAGUGACAUCAUAAACAUAUAUUACAAGGACGAUUAUGACGUUAAGAAGGACAGUGAAAUUCAAGAUUGGAUUCGUGAUCUUCAUGAAAAUGGUUAUCCUGCUGGAAGUGACAACGUGGAUAAAAAUGUUCCACAGUCUUUUGAAAAGCGUGAUAAUUUAAUCCGGUUUCUAACAAUUAUUAUUUUUACCUGUUCUUGUCAGCAUGCAGCAGUAAACUUUUCUCAAAUGGAGACAUAUGGAUUUCACCCAAACUCUCCGUCCUUAAUGAGGCAGCCUCCUCCAAAACAGAAAGGAGUGACCAACUUAAAAAAAAUCAUGGACAGCUUGGCAACAAAACAUCAAGCUGCUUAUAUGGUAACGAUUAUGAACAAAUUAACUACGAUUUUUCCAGAUGAGAAAUUUCUCGGAGAUUAUGAAAAUAGUUUGUUUACUGAUCAUUUGGCAGUCGAAGCCAUGGUGAGGUUUAAAAGGAAACUGGAGAAGAUUUCAGAACGCAUCGACGAACGGAACAAAGGCAUGAUUGCACCUUACGUUUGGCUUAAUCCUGAUCGCAUUCCUAAUAGUAUUGCAAUUUAGAACACUUAAAUUUUUUUAUGCAGUUUGUGAAAUCUUUUUAAUAACACAAAAUUUUUGCAGUAUUGUAUGUUAAAUAAGUUGAUGGAAUUUUUCACAUAUUUUACAUUGUAUCAAUAUCUCACAAAUUUUUUCUCCUCUUAAGUGAAAUAAAUACAUUUUUCAGCGAAAAAA
This is a messenger RNA of Xenia sp. Carnegie-2017, 2356 nucleotides long. RefSeq names its product allene oxide synthase-lipoxygenase protein-like. NCBI's taxonomy places the organism in Eukaryota, Metazoa, Cnidaria, Anthozoa, Malacalcyonacea, Xeniidae. The transcript has 8 exons. Gene Ontology annotation, molecular function: protein binding; iron ion binding; oxidoreductase activity, acting on single donors with incorporation of molecular oxygen, incorporation of two atoms of oxygen. Bases 146 to 2185 code for a protein of 679 amino acids. The record is from RefSeq and is a predicted model, not a curated record. Gene Ontology annotation, biological process: lipid oxidation.